This is a messenger RNA of Lampris incognitus (smalleye Pacific opah), 2647 nucleotides long. It is a transcript of the gene socs2, whose product is annotated as suppressor of cytokine signaling 2. Gene Ontology annotation, biological process: phosphatidylinositol phosphate biosynthetic process; intracellular signal transduction. The transcript has 3 exons. Gene Ontology annotation, molecular function: 1-phosphatidylinositol-3-kinase regulator activity. Bases 600 to 1199 code for a protein of 199 amino acids. NCBI's taxonomy places the organism in Eukaryota, Metazoa, Chordata, Actinopteri, Lampriformes, Lampridae. Gene Ontology annotation, cellular component: phosphatidylinositol 3-kinase complex. The record is from RefSeq and is a predicted model, not a curated record.
GCGGCGCGCUGGCGUCGGCUUGUGUUCCGCACGGCUUUGUUUUUAUGGGCACACAUACCGAGCCGCCAUACGCGCUCAGCAGGCAGAGCCAGGGACGCUAUGUCCGAGACCGGGUCACAAGACCUCACCGUCUCCUCCUCCGCCGCCGUCACUCACCUCCCGUCUGGCCCUCUGCUUCCCCGCCCUCAGUAGACUAAGCGGACGGAGCGGGGGAUCAUGAGGUGAAGCAGCGGCGCUGCUACAGGACCCGCGGCCGAAGCCCUUCACCGACGCUCAGCGGAAGACCUCCCGUCCCGGCCAGCGGGACGCGCCGUUCCCGGGGCGGAAAGGAGACAAGUCGCGGCGACCGGUCGGUCACCGGGAGAGCUAACACACGCCGCGGUGUGCGGACGAGGAGCGGUCUUUGCUGCUAUCGAGCCACCGGGUCCGGCAUGCUAGCAUGGAGGCUAGCAGCUAGCUCCACAACACCGCUGGAGUUUCCCGGGUUGGAUACCAGCAGGUCGUUAGUGGUGCCGGCUGCUGUGUGUCUGUCUGUCUGUUAAUGUACUUGUCCAAUGUCUGUGCUGUGGGCCUCCUGCUAGGACAACGGUGGCUCUCCAAUGACCUGCCAGUCAUCUGAGUCCACAGAAAACAUCGAGAAUGAGAGGCAGGCCAACAGUAAUUCCAGGGUUGUGGAAACGGAGGAGAGUCGCAUUGCAUUAGCUAUGAAAGACUUGAAAAAUACAGGCUGGUACUGGGGCAGCCUGACUGCCAACGAAGCCAAAGAGAUUCUGCAGGAUGCUUCUGAGGGCACCUUCCUUGUCCGGGACAGCUCUCAGAGGGACUACCUGUUCACUAUCUCGGCCAUGACCUCUGCAGGCCCCACCAAUCUGCGCAUUGAGUACAAAGAUGGUAAGUUCAAGCUGGACUCGGUUGUACUGUUAAAACCCAGGCUCAAGCAGUUUGACAGUGUGGUCCAUCUAGUGGAACACUACGUUCAGCUGUCCAGGACCACCAGUAAAGGGGCUUCAAACUCGCAGCCCUCAGCGUCUCCCAAUGGGACAGUCCAGCUGCUCCUUACCAAGCCUGUGUACACUGCCACACCUUCUCUCCAGCACCUCUGUCGCAUCGCCAUCAACCAGGCCACCAGGCAAGUGCAGGAUCUGCCCUUACCAAACAGGAUGAAGGACUAUCUGACGGACUAUACCUACAACGUGUAGGAAUUAUGGAGGAGCGCGGGGCUAAACGUUAACCAUGGAGCAAUAAGAGUGCAGUGUGACAUGUCCAUGGGACCACUAGUGAUCCUCUUGACACCCCAGACCUCAAUACUAGCCAUCGUUUUGACAUCUCCUCAGAGAAUCUCGUGAGGCUGGCGUUAAUGGGUGUUCAGGAAUGCAGUAUUUACACCACUUAACAUUUAGGUGGUUCAUGUAGGCUGUGUAAGGGAACAUAAUGCGUCGAGUUAUUAUAGCGUUGGCGAUCCAGGUCGGUGUCACGACUCGGCACAUCUACUCCACAGAAGCCGGUUCGUUUUUUUUUUGUUGAGGAGGUUUGUACGAUACAGUUUCCUGGUGAGGUGUUGGUUUUACAGCAGGUUACUCAGGUUAACAAGGUCGUACCUCUGUGAGGGGUCGGCUCUUGCUCACCUUUGUCCAUGUUUUGAUGCUAAUAUUGUUGCUUUACGAUUGUCGAGCUGCCUCUCAUGUCUGAGACAUGAACAUCUGUCACUGUGUUGAUUUAAUUCCUGAAUGUUUUUAUUUUUCUAUUAUUUGGUAUUUUUCCCGUAGGCUAAUUAUUGAAGGGAAGCGGUGCUUUAUUUUCAUUCAGCGAUAAUUGUUUGGUUAUAAUGUGCAAAGGAUAUACAAUAAGCUUUAGGCCUUAACCGUCAUGUUAUCUCUCCUUCAUGCUUUCGCAGGAAAUAUGAAAAACAAAAUGAGUGAUUUUCAGAUUUUUACCCAGCUACGACACAUAAUACCUUUGAACCGUAUGAUAAUUGUGCAGCGUCUCUGCCAUGUGGUGUAUCGAGUGUACAGGUCACACAUCCACUUGACACAUCCACAUGACAUCCACAUAACAUCCACAUGACACGUCUACAUGACACAUCCACAUUACACAUCCACAUAACAUCCACAUGACACAUCCACAUAACACGUCCACAUGACACAGGCACAUGAGACAUCCACAUAACACAGGCACAUAACACAUCCACAUGACACAUCCACAUGACACAGCCACAUAACACGUCCACAUGACAUGUCCACAUAACACAUCCACAUGACACAUCCACAUAACACAUCCACGGCUGUGAUAAAACUCAACCACUGUCAACUUUUGAGUUUGCGGGAAAAUGUCGCUUUGGGAAAUGGAGCCGCUCUCGGCCCGGUUGAUUUUUUUUUAAAAAUAUUUAUUGUGUCACAAAUUUUCCUGACGUUUGUCAAAGUAAAGCUGUAUAAAAUAAUUGAAACCACACAUUAUCUUUACGGUUAGAUUAAAGAUAACCAGUCUCCCUUCACGGUGCUCGGCAGGAAGUGAAUGUACCGUAGCUCUUGUUAUCAGUAUAAAGAAUAAAAGCAGGUCUGGUUGAGUUCCACUGAUGAGAAAAGUAAAACUUUUAUACAGUGCUUGAUUGUGUAAAUUGGUUUUCUGAAGAAAAAUAAAACAAAUGUGG